Messenger RNA from Nothobranchius furzeri (turquoise killifish), 2826 nucleotides. It is a transcript of the gene zic5, whose product is annotated as zic family member 5 (odd-paired homolog, Drosophila). Gene Ontology annotation, molecular function: RNA polymerase II cis-regulatory region sequence-specific DNA binding; DNA-binding transcription factor activity, RNA polymerase II-specific. Lineage: Eukaryota; Metazoa; Chordata; Actinopteri; Cyprinodontiformes; Nothobranchiidae. The record is from RefSeq and is a predicted model, not a curated record. Gene Ontology annotation, biological process: regulation of transcription by RNA polymerase II. Gene Ontology annotation, cellular component: nucleus.
AGGACAGAGUGGGGAAAGGAGCAAGCAGAGUUAGAAGCCGGACAAAAGAACUUAUAGAGCCCUUAUGUACACAUUUUGCUGAUGUUUUAGAGCGCGCGGUGUGGUGAGAAACUAUCGCUGAGCUCGGAUGGACUUGUCUGUGUAGUUAUGGAACCCCCUUUAAGCAAGAGGAACCCGGCGAUAAGAUUAGCGGAUUUGGCUGCAACUCAACCCCUUCCUCAUCAGAAUAUGACAGGCUUCCCGGGGCUAGGGGGGCAUCACCCUCUUUCCCACCAUGCCCACCUCCACCCUGGGGAGCUGGGCAACGACCCUGGAGUGGCACUCACUCCAUUUGGACCAGAGCACAUGGCACAGACAAAUGCUCUCAAACUUAGCCCAUCUCAGCACAUUCAGAGCCAUCCCGAAGCCCAGACCGCGGCAUCUUUCACUUCAGCUCAGACCACAGUUGGUUUCCCCGUGGCUCACCCCCACUCAGGCUACUCAAGCAGCAGGGACUUCAUCCUCAGGAGAGAACUCUCAGCCUCUGCUAUGCAUGCACUUGGCGACCAGCAUAGUUCCGCCUCCUCCCCUCAUCACCAUGGCAUGUUCAUUUCGCCAACAGGUGCUUAUGGGCACGCGGAAAGUGGGGCCCAUUCACUUUUCACCGGACUUCACGACCAGGCGUCCCCAGGUGCCCACCACCAUGGCCUCAACGGGCAGAUGCGCCUGGGUAUACCGGGGGACAUCUACGGCAGGCCAGAGCACUUUGGGCACAGGCCGGAGCACUAUGGACCAUCCUCUCUCCACAGCUACAACUCCAUGAACCUCAAUGUGAACAUCGCUUCUGCUCCUCACGGAGCCGCGGGGGCGUUUUUGAGAUACAUGCGGCAGCCCAUCAAGCAGGAGCUCAUCUGCAAGUGGAUCGAGCAGGAGCAGAGUCAGAAAAAGCCCUGCUCGAAAACUUACAGCACCAUGCACGAGCUGGUCAACCACGUCACGGUGGAGCACGUCGGGGGACCGGAGCAGAGCACCCACGUCUGCUUCUGGGAGGAAUGUCCGCGGGAGGGGAAGGCGUUUAAAGCGAAGUACAAACUGAUCAACCACAUCCGAGUUCACACCGGAGAAAAGCCCUUCCCGUGUCCAUUCCCGGGAUGCGGAAAAGUGUUCGCUCGGUCGGAGAAUCUCAAGAUCCACAAGAGAACUCACACAGGAGAGAAGCCCUUCAAGUGCGAGUUCGACGGCUGCGACCGUAAAUUCGCCAACAGCAGCGACCGGAAGAAGCACUCCCACGUCCACACCAGCGACAAGCCUUACUACUGCAAAGUGCGCGGCUGUGACAAGUCCUACACUCACCCGAGCUCGCUGCGGAAACACAUGAAGGUGCACUGCAAGUCCCCGCCACCCCCCUCCACCAACCUCACCUACAUCUCCCCCACGAACCCCCUGGGGGACCCAAUGUCCCCGACUUCCGAGGCACUCAGGAACCGCUCGGCGAACCUCUCGCCUCAGGUCACCAACCUGAACGAGUGGUACGUGUGCCAGGGCAGCGCGGGGCCCAAUCACCUCCACACCCCCUCCAGCGACGUGCCAACGUCAGACUCGGACGACGAAGACUCUUACAGGAACUCAGACCAGAGGACGAUGCUCUGAUGCCCACCAGUCAAACGUGACCCUUUUCAGUUUGAAGCUACAAGGACCCACUCAAAAUCAGCAGAACAAAGAUGGGGUGGGUGGGAUGUGGGUUUAACUCCACCAGCAAGAACAUUUCGAUCCAAACCACAACUUGAUCUGACUGGAACAUUUGCCACAUUAUUUAUUUCUAAGGAUUUAUACACAGGGUUAAGAAAAUGAAUUAGGACUCAUCUUGUUGCAGUUAAUAACAAAACUAAUCAAUCACUGUCAGGUGUGGGGGGAAGGUCACAGAGGUGGCAACAAAAUCUAAAAGAGGCCUUUAAGAAGGGUUUAGUACAAAAAGGAGUGAAAAAAAUCCGAGUGUCUUAAGGCUUCACUAUUUUCCAGAUUUAUAAACUACGUGCACCUGGGUGGAAUUUUGUAAUAUUUAUUUAAGACUGUAUUUUAUGCAAAGCUACACAAGUGUACUGCUUGUUAAAUGAUUCCUUUACGUCCCAGGAGACACUAAAGUCUCCACCACAGGCUGUUGUUUUUUUUUUAAAUUUUGUGUAUAUAUGUAAUUGUUCUGAUGCUUGUGAAUGUUGUGUAGUUUUAAUCGCAAAGGAAAUUUGUUUUGUACAUUGUAAUUUAUUUUCUGGUAUCAGUGUUGUUACAGAAACACCAAAGAAUAUUAAUAAUAAUAAUAUUAAUAAUAAUAUGAGUUUUGGUGAUGUGUAGAGCCCUGCUGAUAUUCUCUUUUUUUAAACUCUUGGUUUAUUUUUAUUUGUGCUCUGUAAAAAGAAGAAAGGAAAACAUCUACUUGAAUAGGCUGUGUAAUGUGAAAAGUCCCUUUUUUUAUUUCUCGCAUGCCUUUUUGUAGUGAUUUGUCUUUCACAUGGAGGUGCAUGGUGCCACUGGACAUUAUGGAUUUAUAAAAAAAGAAAAGCGAGAGAGAUGAAUCAGCCUUUGAUGUUCAAGAUUUCAUUAAAAAAAUAAAAUUCAUCCUGAUAUUUAAUUAAAAAAAGUCAGAAUUCAGUCAGUGAGUCAUUUUAAAAUAAUAAAAUUAGGAGUUUUAUUUAAAUAUUUUAAAACGUAAGCUGCUGCUUGUGAUUUUAUGUAUUUAUUCCUUUUGUUUUGGCAUAAUAAUUGCUGGGAGGUUGCACCUCUCAUGUCAAACAGUGUGCAGCUUGAUUCUGGACUGUAAAUAAGAAUCAACAAAUCAGCUCACAACUUGGA